GAAAAAUAUAUUUGGCAUUCGCAUCCGACCCGACUGGAUCUGCUUUAUAAGUUUGUUUUAUGAAGGAUAGUUCGGUAAUCAGGACUUUCUUAAAAUCAAACCCAGCUUGGAAUGUGGAGAUGAAGAUGCUCUUGCUGGAUUAAUGGACUGAAUUAUUCAAUUCUUUAGAUCCCCUGCCUUUUCGCUGAUUGAAAUAUACAAUUACCAGCUGUUAAAAUAUAAUGGUUUACCAUUCCAGUUUUGUCAACGAGGAAGGGGUUACUAAAGCUUGUGGAUGCCCUCUGCUUCCUCUAAAAAGCCACAUAAAGGGACCGGCACCAGUUUAUGACAAUGAUGGAACUGAUGUUGUAGAUGAAGCCAUCACAUUCUUUCGUGCCAAUGUCUUCUUCAGAAACUUCGAUAUCCAAAGCUCAGCUGAUAAGCUCCUUAUUUAUCUGACGUUUUAUAUCAACGUGGCUUUAAAGAAACUAGAAGGAUGUAGAACUCUGGCAGAAGGAACCAAGGCAAUCAUCAACCUGGGUCUUGAAGAGGUUCCUGUGCCCGGUGAGUCUGGUUUUCCAUUUCCAGGCCUCUUUGUUCUACCCAAGGGUCAGGAAGAAGCAGGUAAGAGUAGCUAUUCAGGAACUAUUUGAAGCAGAUAAGGGAGGAAACUAGUGGGAGACUGUUAAGUGUUGCAUACAGAUCCAACGGGACUCCAAACAAGUGGUGGUUAGCGUUUGCCAAGAGAAAGUUCAUGAACAUAAUCGCUCUGUGAAACAGCAUCAAUAUAUUUGAAAAGAGAGCAUUGCAUGAUGAAUUUGUUUACCGAUGUAAGGCAAUACAACCUAUAGUAUAUAAGGAAUGAAUUACUUAGUGUAAUAAUACUAGGAUUUUAAAUGUUACAAAUACAUUACCCUGUCAUGUUUAUGACAAAUUAGUUUGUUGUUUCACCAGCAAACACAAAGUACAUACAAUACUCUUGUUUGGUGCCUUGACCUAUCAUGUUAUAAUUAUUUAAGUGGUCUAAUUUUCACCCA
This is a messenger RNA of Daucus carota subsp. sativus, 1016 nucleotides long. RefSeq names its product actin-related protein 2/3 complex subunit 3. The transcript is spliced from 5 exons. Gene Ontology annotation, cellular component: Arp2/3 protein complex; cytoskeleton. The record is from RefSeq and is a predicted model, not a curated record. The coding region runs from base 222 to 632 and encodes 136 amino acids. Gene Ontology annotation, molecular function: actin filament binding. Gene Ontology annotation, biological process: Arp2/3 complex-mediated actin nucleation; regulation of actin filament polymerization. Lineage: Eukaryota; Viridiplantae; Streptophyta; Magnoliopsida; Apiales; Apiaceae.